AUGGCGGAAAAUGAGGAAGUUAUGAAGACGGCAAACUUUUCCGUAGAUUAUCUUCAAAAGUUGGACUAAACUGUAACUUUCAUUCAAAGUAAUCCUUUCAUAAUGGCGUCAGUAGAAGCCUGGCUGAAGACUCUCAAUCUGGAAAAUUACGUCUCCACACUAAAAGCAGCUGGCUUCACGGAAAUAUCCUUGUGUCACAACCUUGAUGACAUCACGCUGCAGAACAUAGGAAUACAGCUUCCAGGGCACAGGAAGAGGAUUCUGAGCCACUUACCUCGGGAGUAUGUUAAUCUGUCCCAGGUGUCAGGUGACGUGGAAGGACACGAGACGGAGGCUGUGUAUUCUAAUGUGCCUGAGACUGAGGCGCCACCUAUCCUGCCGCCAAAGAAAAGAAGUUUUGUCGAGGAUCCUUUGACUGCACCCAAGGUGGUUUCCAGACCUGUGCCCCAGCCGCGACAUAGGGCCUCGUCUAGAAAAAGCAGUGGCAGCUCUAAGAAAAGUUUUCUCUCAGAUGAGGUGCAGUCUCCAAAAGAGACAGUGCCGGAGGAUGAUGAGGCUUUAACCAAGUCAGAAGAUGCUGUAGGAUCAGUUUAUGCAAACACACAAAAUGUUAAGACACAGAUGCCCUCUGGUGGCUUGACAGAAUCUCCACUUGAGGGCACCACUGUCAAUUUUGGGACAUCAGCACUUGGGGAGCGUAAAUUGAGCGAGCCACCAAAGCCCAAGCCUAGGCCGCGACCACGACCCUAUAAAUCUUUUGAUAGCAGUGCAAGCACUCCUGCUGGACAGGAGACCAAGGAACAGAACAAUAUGGCGGACAUUCUACCAAUACACAAUAAGACAGAUGUUGUGCCUGCUGCCAAUAUGGCAGACACCACUUGUGUACAAAAUAAUGGCAAUGACAGACAUUCUGACAGCACAACAACACCACGAGUGUCAGACGAGAUCUAUCAGAACACAGAGAUUGGCCCAGACAUCAGUGCCCUUAGUGAUUUUCUCGAAACUGAAAACCGCAAAAGCAAUUCAAGUUUUGGGUCUAGUAGUGCAAUCCGAGGCUCAGUAGGUAUCGAAAGCUUGCGCGCCAGACUGGAAGACUUAGAUGCUCUAAUUCCUUCCGAUGACGAAAGCUCCCCUACCAAACUGGGUGCUCUUACAGGCCCUGAGCUGUUAGACCAGGUGCCCCCCUCCCCUCGCCUGGUCAGGGCUGCGUCGAAUAAAUUCAAACCAAUGACCAAGCCUCCUGAUGCUGACAUCACAGACAUGUUUGAUCCAUUCAGACGUGUCUCUUCAGAAAAGAAGGAAUUGAGUCCCCUUGCUAUCAAGUCUAAUUGUCUUGAUGUUCCCAUCAGUUCAUCCACACAAAUAAAUCCCCCUAAAAGCCAAGACAAGUCAGCCACACAGACAUCAAACUAUGAAGCAAUAUGGCCAAGCAAUAGGUUGUCUGGGAUGGUUUUAAGUAAGAACAAAAGUUCUGCUGGGGACUUGAUGUCCAUGGACUCGCCAUUGGAAUCACAUAAAGAUAUCCUCUCUGGAAGUAACCAGCUCCCACAGGCUUUGAAUCUGGAGACUCCCCCAGGGUCAAGAGACUCCACCCUCUCCUUCACAUGUCCGCCACCAAGUUUUUCUCCUCCACCUCUUCCAACUAUGGUGGCUCCCCCUAUCCCACCACGAGCUGGGCCACCAGAUUUUCCAGCUCCAUCUUUACCCCCCACAGACAAACCACCCACCUUUCAGGCUCCACUUCUACCAGCUUUUGAAACAUCAAAUCAAACCUUUGAAGCAAACUUUGCUGACUUUGAUGCAUUCAACAAUAAACCGAAACCUGUGCCUCGGAGUCGUCCACAUAAAGAUUUAGACGUAUUCAAUACUGAUCUAGAGGCCAACUUUGAGACUACUGCCUCAAGUCAACCUUUACCAUCAAAUGCGGAUGCCGAUGCCUGGAAAAGAGGCUCACUUCAAAGUCGGCCAUUAACGGAAGACGUGGGGAUCUACCAUGAUGAGAAUUUCUUUGACCACAGUCAAAAUCAGAAUCCCAGCGUGAGAGAAAGUGUGAACAAUGGGAAUGUGUACUGUGAUGUAGCUCCACCUACAACAAGUCAAGCAACAGGUGGAAGAGAAAGCUUAAGUGUAGAAAAUGUUUACACAGAUUUACCAACCAAUGACAGCCCAGCACCUGCUCCUGUUGCUAGGCAACCCAUCAGACCCGCUCCGCUGCCGCCAGGGCCAAGGCCCAGUGCUGUCAAUAAGCCUUUUAUGGGUACCAGGGUCUUGCCUCCAUUGCCCUCGAUGCCCAGACCUCCAGCUCCUCAUGCCAUGCCAGAUGACAGUGCCAUCUAUCAGUUGCAGGGAGAAGUGGACUCUCACGCAGAGGUGAACGAGAGUGAGGACAGCCUCAGUGAUGGCGGUGAGAUCUACAGCGCUGUGGAGGAGACUACCACGCUGAAACCAUUCGAUCCUGCUGAAAUGAGCAGUAGGAUCCCCAUCACUCCAACAUCACCUGUAAGGAGAACAGAAAGGCAAGGCAUGCUGUAUAAACAAGGAGGUAAACAAGGGAACAAAGGCUGGAGAAAACGCUGGGUUGUUUUCAAUGGAAAAGACAUCAGAUAUUAUGAAGAUCAAAAGAGUAAAGUCUCCAAAAGAAUAAUCCCUAUGGCGGUGAUGAAGAAUGUGGAGAACGAUGUCAGGCCAGGGGAGUCAAAGCAGUAUCGUUUCAAGCUCUUUACUCUUGACCGUGUCUUCAUCUUUGCUGCUGAGGAUUUAGAUGACUUGACCUAUUGGAGCAGUACAUUAUUACAGGCCAUUAUAAAAUACAAGGAUGUGGAGUGUAACAUGUUAAUACCAGGUGGAGACAUGGCGGGACCUGACAAGGAAGGAUUCCUGAAGAUGGACGGAACCAAGGGCAAAUGUUACAUUGCCAUCAAAGGAGACAAGCUCUGCUAUUAUAACAAUUAUGAUGAUUUUAAAGUGGCAUCUCCCAUUCAUGAAAUAGAAAUGCAGCUUGCUUCUGUCAAAGAUGCUGGCAAAAACAAAAUACAGCUUAUAACAAAUUAUCAUUCUUUUCUGUUUACCUGUGACAGUGUCCAGGACUUCCAGCAAUGGCGGGAGGCUAUGGAGGAAGCCAUCGCUGAGGGACUGUCUGAUGAUACGGUUUUAAAGCAAGUCUACGAGAACAGAAGUAACAAGCAGUGCGCAGACUGUAGUGCCCCCGAGCCGCACUGGGCGUCCAUUAACCUGGGGAUAACACUGUGCAAGAGCUGCUCAGGGGUGCACAGACACCUGGGCACUUCCAUCUCCAAGGUGCGGUCACUACGGAUGGACCACAAGGUGUGGUCCACCUCACUGGUCAAGAUGUUCCAGGCAAUAGGCAAUGAUAAUUCCAAUGAUUUCUGGGAGUGGAAGUUACCACUGGAGGAUAAACUGGAACCAGAUGUAGAUACGCAAACAAGACAGACAUUCAUCAUGAGCAAAUAUCAGAGUAAAAUGUACUGCAAGGACCACGCACUGCAGGGAAAACAAGAAUCCUUGAAUGAGUCCCUGUGUCGGUCAGUUCAGAGAGAUGAUAUCAUGGAGACUGUGUCCCUGCUCUUCCAUGGCGCUGAGACAACCCAUGAGUCAAGCUGUAUAUAUUUUGGGACUCCUAGCCUUACACCUGUGCAACUGGCCAAGCUGGCAAAGCAGACAGUGCAGUUGGAGUUUUUAUAUCAAAAUGGUGCAGAUGGUAUGAAUGGCAGUGGCAGUGGGAGUUUCUCAGGUGCAAGCGUAUCUCGAAGAAACAUUUCCUUUAAAGGUUAUUUAUAUAAAACUGGGAGCAAUCAGAAAGAAUUCCUCAAGAGGUGGUGUGUGCUGGAGAACGGAACUCUCAGCUACUUUGCCGACCAGAAGGCCAUUGUAGCCAAAGAUACCAUAGAAGUUAAGGACAUCAUGUCUGUUAACAGAACCACUAAUGAAAAAUAUGAGCAUUCCUUUGAGGUGUGUACCACCAAGUCAGGAGGUAGAGUUUAUCUGUUUGCCACAGACUCUGAAGAAGAAAUAGCAGAGUGGAUUACUAACAUUGCAAAAAGUUGCGUGCCAUAUACUGCCAUAGACGAGGUUCAGCCUUUCUACGCUGCUGGUUGGAUGUUUAUCAGAGAGGGCGCCACAGGAGACUGGAGGAAGACGUGGAUCCAGCUCAAGGAAAGACAGCUAGCCUUAUUCGUAGAGCAUGAGAGGGAGUCCAGCUAUGUAGACCUGAGGAAAGCUGUGGGAUUAAAGGAGCAGGAAGGAACUUGUAAUGAAUCAUAUGAAAAUGGAAUGAUGUUUGUAGUUGACUGGCCUGGGAGAGCCCUCUAUUUCCAAGCAGACAUGAAGAAGGAUACAGAAAGCUGGUGGAAGAUUAUACACACUGCAGCCACUGAGAGUGGUCCCAAACUGGAUGAGCAACAGUUGACCCAGGAGGACAUCCCAGUGAUCGUGGACAAAUGUAUCAAGUUCAUUUCAGCUCAUGGCACAACUACAGAGGGUAUAUACAGGUUAAAUGGCACCCAUUCCAAGGUGGCGCAUCUAUUAGAGGCGUUCAGAGAAGAUGCCAGAUCAGUCCACCUGAAGGCAGAUGACUACAGCGUACAUGACGUGGCCAAUGCACUGAAGAGGUAUUUCCGGACUCUGACAGCACCAUUGUUGACGCGAGACCUUUAUCCAAAGUUUGUGGAGACUGCAGCAUACCAGGAUCACAACAGCAAGUUACAAUGGUACAAGUAUCAUUUAGGACAGCUGCCCAAGGUGAACUUCAACACUCUGAAGAAGCUGCUGUUACACCUACAAAUCAUAGCCAAGAACAAUGCUGAGAACAAGAUGACAGAUGUCAACCUGGGGUCCAUCUUUGGUCCCGCGCUGAUGACUCUGGAUAGUGACCACACGGGACAGAAAUAUAACACCACCCAGCAAGAGAUAGCCACGUUAGUGGACAUGAUCAGAUACUAUGACUGGCUCUUUGAUGUAGAUAAAGCAACCAAAGAAAAAGAAGAGAAAAUAGAAGAAGCCCUUGAGAAGAUGAAGAAAGCCCAAGCUCCUCAGGCUCAGGCAGGUGACUUCAUGAUUCCUAUCUAUAUCGGUGACAAGUCGGGCACCUGUCACAUGGUCAAGGUCCCAGCCAGUAUGACUGUAGAAGAACUGUUGUCAGAGAUCAUGAUAGUGGCCAAGCUGCGGCCAGGAAACUGGGGGAUCUUUGAAGUUAUCUGUGAUGGUCAGCUAGAACGCCCCCUCCACUUCAGUGAGAAGCCCCUGCCAGUGACGUUCCGGUGGAGUCACUGGGGAGAGGAGGAUGGGAGAAACAGCUAUCUCUGUGUUAAACCUAAUGUGAUCUAUGAACAGCUAGAACAAGUGUUCAACCCUCACAUAUCAUCGUUUAGUGAACUCCGCUUUAGCGACAAGAAAAGGUUUAACAAGUUUUUCUUUGAGUUCAGCCAAUCCAAUCUCAGUUACUACAAGGACUCUAAGCUAGGGUCACCCAUUGGUUCCUGGAAGGUUGAAGAUUUAACAAUCUACCUGGGUGUGGAACAGAAAAGAUCAAAAGAAAAAUGGUGCUUUACUUUUAUUGAAGAUAAUGAAAAAGUUGUCAGAUCAAAAGAUUCCCCAUUCUUUGGUAAAACAGUUUGCUGCAAUAGCGAGGACGAGAGGCUGCGUUGGCUGGCUGCCAUGUACUAUGCACAGCACCCUGAGGGUCUAUAUAAAGAGGGGGCCUCCAAGGAGCCAGUAUCUCUAGCCAGUCCAGGGAGUAGCUCUAGUCUGUCCAGUAUGGGCACUGAACAAGACCCCAAGGGGAGUCCCAAGUUCUCCAAGGCAUUUUCCAAGGUGACAACCUCCUUUAGAUUCUUGAAGAAAAAUUGACGUGGCUGCUUGAACAAAACAGUGGUGUAGUUGGCAGUGCAGAGAGUAAAUGUGUUAUUACUGGUAAAUAGGUGCUCCUCGGCAAGAAAUAUAGUGAAAUCUGGCUGUAAGAACUUAAAAUGCUAUCGACAUCACUCGAGAGGAGUGUAUUUAUGAAAGAGCAUCAUUCAGUCUUUACAGGUUGAAUUUAUUUGCAAGUAAUAUAGAAAUUUACAACCAUGACAGACUUUGUGAUGUAAUUAGACAUUCAGAUGCAGUCAUGACUGAAAUCCAAGUACAGUCUUGGGAAAGACUGAUUGUAAACCAUGCUGGGCAUGAAAAGGGCAUUAUAGCACAGGACCCAACACUGUACAAGGAAUUAAGAUAUUGGCAUGCUAUGGAUAGUGUGAUGGUUGUGCAAUUAAGUCAGACUGUAGUAGUCAAUACUAAAACUUCCGGGCUUUCACAAAAAAAGGUUUGAAAUUAAGAUUAUGUUAGGAAAUUGAGAUUCAAACAUGGCAGGUGCUAUGGUAAAAGAGGGAUUUAGGUGCAGGCAUGUCACCUGCUAAGAAAUGGUUAUGUUGAUGAUUACAACAAAACCAGGACAACAAUCCUAAUAACAGGCCUGGAUUAAGACAAGGUCUUAACUGGAAGAUGCCAACAGAUCAUUAGAUUUCCAUGAGAAUGGGUUUUAAAUCUGAGACUGAUGCUGGACUUAAUCCAAGCUAACUUUUAUGGCCAGAGAUUUUUGCGGAAAGAAAGUCUUAUCCUUCAGCUUCAGCUAGGUUCUAGAAAAAAAAACAGACACAGACUAAGUGCAGCGGGCUGGCUUCACUGAAGAAGUUUGGAUGAUUAAUUGUCUGUGUUAGGAACCAUGUUUUGAUAGAAAGAUAUGUCAUAAGGUUUCACUGAGAAGACGUUGAGUGUGGUGGCCAAGUGUUUGACAGGGAAACUUGAGGUCAUUGAAACAGAGGAGGACAUGACAGUCUUCACACACAUAAAAAAAAAUUAAAAACAAAAAAAGCCCUGACAUGUUCUAUUAAAAUACUGUGAGGAUUUAGAAAAUUUGAUAUGCUGGAAGGUAGAUGAAGCUCAUUCAGAAUUUUUUUUAAGUUUAGCACAAAUUAUUUAUGUUCAUUUAAAAUGAAUUCUGUAAGCAAUACUUAGUUGUAUAGUCAUUAUAUAUUUAUUUUGGGUAACAUUUUUCCAUAAAAUCCAAAAUGAUGAAUUUUUUGCUGGUUUUAUAAAAUUAUUUUGGAGGUAUUAAAUUAUCACUUAAGCAGUUGUUUUGAAAAAUUUAAGACAGUAUUUGUAGGAUAAUAAAUUAUGUGCCACUAGCAUAGGAAAGUUUAUGUAUUCCAGGAUUAUUGUAUAAAUACUGAAUGUAAGGUUGUAUCACUGAGCACUAGUUGCAAAACUACCUUUUAAACUUGCUAAGAUGAUUCUUACAUCUGGUUUGUUUGCCAUCUGUAUAAAGAAAUCUGUUGUACGGAAAUCA
Lingula anatina is the source of this 7342-nucleotide messenger RNA. Its product is annotated as arf-GAP with Rho-GAP domain, ANK repeat and PH domain-containing protein 1. Lineage: Eukaryota; Metazoa; Brachiopoda; Lingulata; Lingulida; Lingulidae. Gene Ontology annotation, biological process: signal transduction. Gene Ontology annotation, molecular function: GTPase activator activity; phosphatidylinositol-3,4,5-trisphosphate binding; protein binding. Gene Ontology annotation, cellular component: cytoplasm. The record is from RefSeq and is a predicted model, not a curated record.